Paralichthys olivaceus (Japanese flounder) is the source of this 1365-nucleotide messenger RNA. RefSeq names its product guanine nucleotide-binding protein G(I)/G(S)/G(O) subunit gamma-10. The record is from RefSeq and is a predicted model, not a curated record. Gene Ontology annotation, cellular component: heterotrimeric G-protein complex. Gene Ontology annotation, molecular function: G-protein beta-subunit binding. Gene Ontology annotation, biological process: G protein-coupled receptor signaling pathway. Lineage: Eukaryota; Metazoa; Chordata; Actinopteri; Pleuronectiformes; Paralichthyidae.
CUGGCACAGAGGGGGCGGGGCGCAUGUGGACCUCGGUUUGCCACUCGGGUCCAGGGUUUGGAGCAGUCUGGGUUAAUUUCCGCUCGGUUCACGUAACUUCUCUGCAGCGAAGGCCGCCGCCAUGUCCAACAACAAUGCCAGCAACAACCUAAUAAUCGCCCAGAGGGCCGUGAAGCAGCUCCGGCUAGAGGCCAGUGUCCGGAGGAUCAAGGUGUCCCAGGCUGCUGCUGAGCUGAGAAACUUCUGUGUGCAAAAUGCCUCCAAGGACCCUCUCCUGGUCGGGGUCCCCUCCAGUGAUAAUCCCUUCAGACCCCCUAAAUCCUGCUCCCUGUUCUGAGAAAGAAACAUGGAAGGAUUUCUUCACUUCUACGUGACUUCUCUGUAGAUCCACCAGCUCCUCUCGGGAUGAUGCAACGCGGGAAUGAUGGAUGGAGGGGUGGGGUGGGAUGGGGUGGGGGGUGUUGAGGGUCCACUUGUUUGCCAAAACUAAUGGUAUCAUAACUCCCAUCUGUUACAUUUAAAGCAGGGCCAAACUCUACAUGUUGUUAUUGACACUAGCCUGACUAAUGAUUAAGCUGGUCUCGUUUUGCCUCGUGCUUAACAUGCCUGGCCUCCCUGGCUUAACAUUGUCUGUCUCCAGUCAGUCAGUGAAAUGCUGUCCAUGUGACUGGCUGCUGAGGUUACUAUUUCCUCUUGUGUUUUGUGUGUUACAGUCAUAUAAUUAUUAAUAGUAAUGAAUGCAACCAGGUGCUGUUCAAGAAUAAGAGCAUGUAUUGUUAUGUGCACAGUGGGGUCCAAUGUCCCAUUCCCUUAAGUGGGGAAAGUUGUCUCAGACUUUUGGACCUCACUGUUCACUGUAUUUCAAUAAAAUAUUAACUAUGCACGUGGCCAACAGACAUUCUGAUCCCUUGUGUGCUAAAAUGAUUGGUGGUUUAAACUACUCAUAAAUUAUAAUGAUAUAUAAUAGCUUCGGUGUUAGUACUAUUGUGAGGUAGGACAGUACUGUACAGACUUUUAAUUCUUUCAGUGCAGGAUGUGUGAUUGUACACCCCGUCCUUUUUCUGUACAUAUUUAACAGCCUGUUAAGGCUGCUUAUCUGUUCGUGUCUUCAAUUUAAAAAAGAAAAUCCACAUCAUGGCCUUACACUAUUUGGAUGUGAAACCUGGUCCCAAAUUUAAUGUAACACUUUGUCUGUAUUUGUGUUUAAUGAAUCUUGCUGCAGAGACUUGUUGCAUCAAUUGAUUUCCACGCUGAAAUCUUAUUCCAAUCAACCAAAACCUUUCACUACUGUCAGCUUUUAUCUUUCUUAACUUUGCUACUAUGGGCAAUCUUGUAGGAAAUAAAUGACUUUUUUUGGACAUUGAA